UACUUCAUAAUCGAAAAAUAUUAAAACAUUAUUUUAAAAUAAAAAUAUAAUAUUAUUUUAAAAGUUUUACGACAUGAUACGCACAUUAAUUUCUAAUACAUAUAAAACAUUUCCACGACUUGCAUUAUUUAAUCAAACUUUUUCAUCAAUUUUUACAUUACCCACAAUAAUAAAUCCAUGGAAUCUAACUAUAAAUAGAACUAUAAUGAGAUAUCAUUUUCCACGUCCUAAUGAACGUCGUCGUAUUAAACGCCACGGUUGGAUUACAAGAAUGUCAACUCCCAAUGGACGAAAAAUUCUCAUGAGAAGAAUAUUGAAAGGCAAAUAUGUACUUAGUCAUUAGAUAUCAUAGAUUAUAUAGAUAGAUAUAUAUACAUAAAUGUAUGUAUACUUAUAUUAAAAUAAAAAAUCAAAAAUCAAUAA
Messenger RNA from Apis mellifera (honey bee), 423 nucleotides. RefSeq names its product 39S ribosomal protein L34, mitochondrial (gene mRpL34). The record is from RefSeq and is a predicted model, not a curated record. Bases 74 to 343 code for a protein of 89 amino acids. The transcript has 2 exons. Gene Ontology annotation, biological process: translation. Gene Ontology annotation, cellular component: ribosome; mitochondrial large ribosomal subunit. Gene Ontology annotation, molecular function: structural constituent of ribosome. Lineage: Eukaryota; Metazoa; Arthropoda; Insecta; Hymenoptera; Apidae.